AUGACAUGCACAGUUGCUGGUGUCCUGCAGUUAAGUGUGGGCAAGCGUCUUCGGGGCACAGCCACCUGGGGAUCCAGCAGGACCUUCUCCCACUCCCAUGGCAGUUUUUAUAAUUUUAAGCGUACGACAGGAACCACCUGUGAUUCCCAAGGACUUGCAGCGCGCACAGAAGCGAGCCCUUCCCUAGGCCGGCAGCAGGAGGCAGCUGUGGCUGCCGAAGAGAAUGCAGAAUCCAUUGAUCUCAAGCAGUUUUUCGACCUACAUUUCUCACAUAUAUAUUAUGUGUUCUUUGAAAACUUUGUGACUAUUGAAGUAGGUCUUAAGCAAAAAGGUCACAAGUCUCAGAGAGAAGAAUUAGAUUCUAUUCUUUUUAUUUUUGAGAAAAUUUUGCAACUCCUUCCAGAAAGGAUUCAUCAGAGAUGGCAAUUUCAUAGUAUUGGGUUGAUUUUAAAGAAGCUUCUUCACACUGGAAAUUCAUUAAAGAUACGGCGAGAGGGUGUGCGCCUCUUUCUUUUGUGGCUGCAAGCGCUUCAAAAUAAUUGCAGUAAAGAACAAUUAUGGAUGUUUUCUUGCUUGAUUCCUGGAUUUUCAUCUCCACAGUCUGAAUAUGGCCCCCGAACACUAGAUAAUCUCAUUAACCCUCCACUUAAUGUUCAAGAAACUCAAGUGACUAUAGAGGAAAUCACUCCACUUGUUCCUCCACAAUCAGGAGAUAAAGGACAAGAAGAUUUAACAAGUUAUUUCUUAGAAGCACUUUUGAAAUACAUAGUAAUUCAGGUUAAGAGUUUAGAAUGGAAGAACAAGGAAAAUCAAGAAAAGGGAUUUUCAUUCUUAUUCUCAAAUUUUAAGAAAUACUACUUACCUUCUAUUUUCCCAAACAUCUGUAAGGAGACCAGCUUGUAUAACCCUAUACUUGAUAUACCACAAAUGAGACCAAAGCCACACUAUGUAAUGGUAAAGAAAGAUGCUGAAACCAAUGAGGCAAUAUAUUGCACCAAAGAGCCUUUUAUUAAGGCUCGUGUUAUUGUGAUUCGAUGGUUGGUGUCUUUCUGGCUUGAGCCAAAACCUCAUACAGGACCUCAUAUUCCUGGGAUGGAAGGUGAAAAUGUGCCAAAGAAUAUUCAGAGAGCAGCUGCUAACAUGGCUUCAAGAGAGGACAGCAAAAAUGACAGUACUGAUAAGCAGGAUAGAAAUGCAGAACCUGAACAAUCUCAUUCUAAUACAAGUACUCUAACAGAGAGAGAACCAAGUUCUUCCAGCCUCUGCAGUAUUGAUGAAGAACAUUUAACUGAUAUUGAAAUUGUCCGGAAAGUCUUUUCUUCUAAAAGAAGCAACGUUAAUUUUCUAACUGAGAUUUUUCGGCAGGCAUUUCUGUUGCCUAUAUGUGAAGCAGCUGCCAUGAGGAAAGUAGUAAAGGUGUAUCAGGAAUGGAUUCAGCAAGAAGACAAGCCUUUAUUUAUGAAAGAACCUGAAGAAAUAAUGCAGUGCACAACUGGAGAUUGUGAUGAAACUGUUGUUGACCACAAUUCAUCAGAGAAAGCAAAAGAAAGAGAAGAGGAAAAAGGGAUGAACUCCAGUCAUGUUAGAAAUUCAAACUGGGCAAGAAAUGGCUGUUACGAAGACACUUUGCAUAAAAUGUCCGAAAUUGAUACUGAAGAGCAAAAUGUACGAGCUGGAGUGCAGUCAGUGUUGCAGAUUUUUAUAAUAAAUUCUUCAAAUAUAUUCUUUCUUGAACCUGCAAAUGAAAUCAAAGCCCUGCUGGAUGAACACACUGACAUGUGUAAACGCAUUCUUAAUAUCUACCGUCACAUGGUAGUCCAAGUGACUAUGGACAAGAAGACAUGGGAACAGAUGCUGCUUGUACUGCUCAGGGUUACUGAAUCUGUGCUGAAAAUACCACCCCAAACUUUUUUGCAGUAUCAAGGAAGAAAAAACUCCACUUUAGCUGGAAGACUUGCAGGACCUCUUUUCCAGACUCUUAUAGUAGCUUGGAUCAAAGCGAAUCUAAAUGUCUACAUCUCUCGAGAACUUUGGGAUGACUUGCUGUCUGUAAUGUCAUCACUGACAUAUUGGGAAGAGCUGGCCACUGAGUGGUCACUGACAAUGGAGACACUAACUAAGGUGUUAGCUAGAAACUUGUAUAGCCUCGACCUCAGUGACCUGCCAUUGGAUAAAUUAAGUGAGCAGAAGCAGAAAAAACACAAAGGCAAAGGAGUUGGGCAUGAAUUCCCAAAAUCUUCUGUUGAUAAGUCCUUUUCUAGAGGCUGGAGCCGUGAUCAACCUGGACAAGCACCAAUGAGACAACGCAGUGCUACAACCACUGGCUCUCCUGGAACAGAAAAGGCAAGAAGCAUAGUACGACAGAAAACAGUUGACAUUGAUGAUGCUCAAAUUCUUCCACGUCCACCUCGAGUCAGACAUUUUUCACAGAGUGAGGAUGCUCCAAGUGAAGUUUUUGGUGCAUUAAAUGAGGAACAGCCAUUGCCACGAAGCAGCAGCACCUCUGACAUCCUGGAACCAUUCGCAGUUGAACGAGCCAAAGCUAAUAGAGAGGACAUGAAUCAAAAGCUGCACCCUAUUGAUAGUGAUAUUGGCAGUAGCAAUACAAACGUUCCUGACCUCAUGGAUGAAUUUAUAGCUGAGAGACUCCGCAGUGGUAGUGCACUGAAUGUGACAAGAAGAGGAAGCAGUCCUGGCAGCCUGGAAGUUCCUAAAGACCUUCCUGAUAUAUUGAACAAACAGAACCAGAUGCGCCCUAUAGAUGACCCAGGUGUGCCUUCCGAGUGGACAUCGCCCGCCAGCGCGGGCAGCAGUGACCUCAUCAGUUCUGACAGCCACUCAGACUCAUUCAGCGCCUUCCAGUAUGAUGGCCGCAAGUUUGAAAAUUUCAGCUUUGGCACGGAAGCAGGAACACCAGCUUCCACUGACGUUGAUGCAAUUUCAAGACAGCAACAGAGUGCUGAGGAGCAGGAAGUGGCCAGUCUAACUACACUCCACAUAGAUUCAGAAACAAGUAGUCUCAAUCAGCAACCAUUGUCUGCAGAAGCAGCAACUAUCACUGGCUCUGAAAGUGCUUCUCCAAUCCAAUCUGCUCUUGGAUCCCGAUCACAGACACCCUCUCCUGCUACUCUUCAUGCAGAUCAUAUUGAGCAGAAGGAUCUGCAGCUGGAUGAGAAGCUCCACCACUCUGUUUUACAGACGCCAGAUGACCUAGAAACUAGUGAAUUCCCCUCAGAAUGUUGCAGUGUGAUGGCUGGGGGAACGCUUACAGGAUGGCAUGCAGAUGUUGCUACUGUGAUGUGGAGGCGAAUGCUGGGAAUUUUGGGAGAUGUCAACAGCAUAAUGGAUCCAGAAAUUCAUGCUCAGGUUUUUGAUUACCUGUGUGAACUGUGGCAGAAUCUGGCCAAGAUAAGAGACAAUCUUGGUAUUUCAACAGAUAACCUAACUUCACCAUCACCACCAGUUUUAAUUCCACCGCUGAGGAUUCUAACACCAUGGCUGUUCAAGGCAACAAUGCUGACUGAUAAAUACAAACAAGGAAAGCUACACGCUUACAAACUCAUUUGUAAGACAAUGAAGCGAAGACAAGAUGUUUCUCCGAACAAGGAUUUUUUAACUCAUUUCUACAAUAUAAUGCAUUGUGGACUUCUUCAUGUUGAUCAAGAUAUUGUCAAUACAAUCAUCAAGCACUGCUCUCCUCAGUUCUUUUCACUUGGUUUGCCUGGUGCCACCAUGCUUAUUAUGGAUUUCAUUGUAGCAGCAGGAAGAGUGGCUGCAUCUUCUUUCCUCAAUGCACCAAGAGUGGAAGCACAAGUUCUUUUAGGAUCUCUAGUCUGUUUUCCCAAUUUAUAUCAUGAACUACCAGCUCUUCACCCAAACGUUCCUGACAUUGCUGUGUCUCAAUUUACAGAUGUUAAGGAACUCAUAAUUAAAACUGUGUUAAGCUCAGCAAGAGAGGAGCCAUCUGGUCCUGCCCGAUGCGUUGCUCUUUGUAGCCUCGGUAUUUGGAUCUGUGAGGAGCUAGUUCAUGAAUCACAUCAUCCUCAGAUCAAGGAAGCAUUGAAUGUGAUUUGUGUUUCUUUAAAGUUUCCAAAUAAAACAGUUGCCCAAGUUGCCUGCAGUAUGCUGAACAUGCUGAUACAUUAUGUACAUAGACUUCAAGUGUAUCAAACUGAUUCACCUUUAAGAAUUAUUCAAAUUCUGAUAGCAACUAUUACCCAUCUGCUACCCAGUACAGAAGCUUCCUCUUAUGAACAGGACAAAAGGUUGGUGGUUUCUUUACUUCUGUGCUUAUUGGAUUGGAUAAUGGCCUUGCCAUUGAAGACCUUGCUGCAGCCUCUUCAUGCUACAGGAGCAGAAAAUGAUAAGACUGAAAGAUCUGUUCUUCAUUGUAUAUAUAAGGUUCUUCAUGGAUGUGUCUAUGGGUCUCAGUGUUUUAGCAACCCUAAAUAUUUUCCUCUAAGCCUUUCUGAUUUGGCAUGUAUGGAUUACGAUCCUUUUAUGCAUUUAGAAAGCUUGAAGGAACCAGAACCACUGCAUUCUCCAGACUCGGAGAGAUCUUCUAAACUUCAGCCAGUCACUGAAGUGAAAACUCACAUGCAACAAGGAUUAAUUUCUGUUGCUGCCCGUACUGUGAUAACACACCUAGUCAACCACUUAGGCCACUACCCUAUGAGCGGGGGUCCUGCUAUGCUAACCAGUCAAGUGUGUGAAAACAAUGACAAUCCGUACAGUGAAAGCCCUGAACUUUCUCCUGAACUUUUUGAGAACCCAAAUCUUCAAUUCUUUGUUUUAAACAACACUUCUCUGGUGUCUUGCAUACAAAUCCAAGCAGAAGAUGACAUGCCUGGGGGUGGACUGUCUGCUGGACUUGCAUCUGCUAACUCAAAUGUUAGAAUUAUUGUGCGUGAUCUGUCUGGCAAGUACUCAUGGGAUUCUGCCAUUUUGUAUGGACCAUCAUCUUUCUGUGGAUCUUCACAGCAAAUGUCUUUUUCGCUUUCCUUAUCUCAGCAAGAUAAAACAGAAGAUGCUCUUUCAUCUUUUGAGCAAGUGGAGGAUGUAUCGACGAGGGAUGGAAUUACACUUCAAGUAAAGAGGAAAUUUAGAGACACUGUACCAACAUGGGAUACGAUUAGGGAUGAAGAAGAUGCCCUUGAUGAGCUCCUGCAGUAUUUAGGUGUAACAAGCCCUGAGUGCUUACAGAGAACUGGUGUCUCACUGAACAUUCCUGCCCCUCAACCAGUCUGUAUCUCAGAGAAGCAGGAAAACGAUGUCAUCAAUGCAAUUCUGAAACAGCACACAGAAGAGAGGGAGUUUGUUGAAAAGCAUUUCAAUGAUUUAAAUAUGAGGGCUAUGGAGCAGGAUGAGCCAACCUCACAAAAGCCUCAGUCAGCAUUUUACUACUGCAGAUUACUUCUUAGUAUACUGGGAAUGAAUUCUUGGGAUAAAAGAAGGAGCUUUCAUCUCCUGAAGAAAAAUGAGAAGUUACUUCGAGAACUCAGAAAUUUGGACUCAAGACAAUGCCGAGAGACACACAAGAUUGCAGUGUUUUAUGUUGCUGAGGGUCAAGAAGAUAAACACUCCAUUCUAACUAAUACUGGAGGAAGUCAAGCCUAUGAGGAUUUUGUAGCUGGUCUUGGCUGGGAGGUAAAUCUCACAAACCAUUGUGGCUUUAUGGGAGGACUGCAAAAAAACAAAAGCACUGGACUGACCACUCCAUAUUUUGCUACCUCGACAGUAGAAGUUAUGUUCCACGUGUCAACAAGAAUGCCUUCUGAUUCAGAUGACUCUCUAACAAAAAAGCUAAGACAUUUAGGAAAUGAUGAAGUACACAUUGUCUGGUCAGAGCACACUCGAGAUUAUAGAAGAGGAAUCAUUCCAACAGAAUUUGGUGACGUACUUAUAGUUAUCUAUCCCAUGAAAAACCAUAUGUUCAGUAUCCAGAUAAUGAAAAAGCCUGAGGUUCCCUUUUUUGGUCCACUCUUUGAUGGUGCUAUUGUGAAUGGAAAAAUUCUCCCUAUUAUGGUUCGUGCAACAGCUAUAAAUGCAAGCCGUGCAUUGAAAUCAUUAAUCCCAUUAUACCAAAACUUUUAUGAGGAGAGAGCUCGGUAUCUGCAAACAAUUGUUCAACACCAUCUAGAGCCUACAACUUUUGAGGAUUUUGCUGCUCAGGUUUUCUGUCCAGCACCGUACCAUCAUUUGCCCUCAGAGACAGAUCAUUAAAUAUCAGUUCUGUAUAUCUGAAGGCUUCUGCCCAGAGACUCAGCAGGGAGAAACUCCAGCAGCAGCAACAGUACAGGUGGAUGGAACAGACUUAGCCUCUCCAAUGUCUCCUCGGACUAGCAAGAGCCGCAUGUCUAUGAAGCUGCGCCGCUCCUCUGGCUCGGCCAACAAGUCCUGAGCAGCCAGAUGCCUGCAGCUUCCUGUGACCAGACCCCUCCCUAGCCGC
Chaetura pelagica (chimney swift) is the source of this 6448-nucleotide messenger RNA. It is a transcript of the gene RALGAPA1, whose product is annotated as Ral GTPase activating protein, alpha subunit 1 (catalytic). Gene Ontology annotation, molecular function: GTPase activator activity. NCBI's taxonomy places the organism in Eukaryota, Metazoa, Chordata, Aves, Apodiformes, Apodidae. Gene Ontology annotation, biological process: positive regulation of GTPase activity; regulation of small GTPase mediated signal transduction. The coding region runs from base 1 to 6222 and encodes 2073 amino acids. The record is from RefSeq and is a predicted model, not a curated record. The transcript is spliced from 42 exons. Gene Ontology annotation, cellular component: cytoplasm; nucleus.